Ramularia collo-cygni is the source of this 429-nucleotide messenger RNA. Its product is annotated as probable ER-derived vesicles protein ERV14. The coding region runs from base 1 to 429 and encodes 142 amino acids. NCBI's taxonomy places the organism in Eukaryota, Fungi, Ascomycota, Dothideomycetes, Mycosphaerellales, Mycosphaerellaceae. The record is from RefSeq and is a predicted model, not a curated record. Gene Ontology annotation, biological process: endoplasmic reticulum to Golgi vesicle-mediated transport. Gene Ontology annotation, cellular component: COPII-coated ER to Golgi transport vesicle; endoplasmic reticulum membrane. The transcript is spliced from 4 exons.
AUGUCUGGCGAGGCGUGGUUAUUCCUCCUCGCGGUCCUGCUCAAUGCAGUGAACCUCUUCCUCCAAGUCUUCUUCACCAUCAUGUACUCGGAUCUCGAAUGCGACUAUAUCAACCCGAUUGACCUGUGCAACCGCCUCAACAUGUACAUCAUCCCCGAAGCCGCCGUGCACGCCUUCCUCACCGUGCUGUUCCUCAUCAACGGAUACUGGCUGCCACUGCUGUUGAACUUGCCGCUGAUUCUCGAAAAGCAACAUCUCCUCGACGCGACGGAAAUCUUCCGCAAACUCAACGUCCAUAAGAAGGAGUCUUUUAUCAAGCUGGGAUUCCACCUGUUGAUGUUCUUCUUCUACCUCUACUCGAUGAUUGUGGCUUUGAUCAGGGAUGAAAGCUACGGCGUCCCGCAUCGUCUGCAAAACAAGCCGGUGUGA